Molecule: messenger RNA, 663 nt
Organism: Xyrichtys novacula (pearly razorfish)
Lineage: Eukaryota; Metazoa; Chordata; Actinopteri; Labriformes; Labridae
Source: the annotation of a GenBank genome assembly
AUGACCCCCAACAAUGUCUUCAUGCUUAACCUCACCGCAAUGGACCUGGUUUUCUUGAUUUUUGUCCCACUUGGGCUGUGCAACUUUUUUCUAUGGCACACUGAUUCCAUAAUAAAGGUCAGCAACUUUCUCUAUGCUUUAAAUCUGGCUGGACGACCUCUCCUGACAGCAUGUAUCUGUCUGGACUGUUACCUCGCCGUAGUUCACCCUGUCACCUACAGCAGAAGGAAGAGCCUGACCCCCCGAGUGCUCAUGGCCAUUGCUGUUUGGGCCAUCACGCUAGCUCAAGGGAUCAUGUCCACAGUCUUCGAUGAGUUAAACCACAGCCCCUGGGCCAUGUUUGUGUAUGUCAUAGCACUGCCUGUCAUCGUCAUCUGUGAUGUCUCCAUCUUCUGGACUCUGAAGAGGUCCCAGCAGGCGGGAAAAGCCCUCCACCCGAUGAAAAAGAAGGCUCUCCAGGUUAUCACCAACAGCAUGAUCAUGACUGUCACCGCAUAUGUCCCUCCGGUGCUGGGCUAUAUUCUUGGGGAUUUGUUGAUAAGUGAUGAGAAGGAGUUUGACUGUUUUCUAGCAAUACCCAUCCUGGUAACCCCGACUGCUGGGAGUGCAAUCAUGCCUCUUCUCUAUCUGGACAAUCUGGGCAGCAUGAAGUGCUGCUGCUGA